UUCCGCUCGUUCUCAAAAGCCUUUACCAAAGAUUCCAUUCUACAAUGGAUAGGAUUGACAGUCUAAUGAAACAGGAGUUUGUCAGUGUCUGGGUCCAGGAUCCACAGUUCCACAAAGAUGACUUCUGGCACACGCACAUCGACUACGAGAUCUGUUUACAUACCAAUAGCAUGUGUUUUAGGAAGAAGUCGUCCUGUGUGCGUAGGCAGUACAGUGAGUUUGUUUGGCUCCGGCAGCGUCUGCAAGACAAUGCUAUGCUCAUAGAGUUGCCCAAAUUACCUCCCUGGAAUCCGUUCUUCAGUCUGAACAACCCCUAUCAGGUCAACCAGCGGAUGAAGGGCCUACAGGAGUUUCUAGAGACUGUCCUCCAGGACCCCCUGCUGCUGUCUGACAGUAGAGUGCACCUGUUCCUCCAAUCCCAGCUCAGCGUGACCAAGAUGGAGGCGUGUGUCUCGGGCCAGACACGCUACACAGUGGCCCAGGCCAUCCAGAUGUGUAGCGACUGCCACCGCACACGCUUCCCCGUAGAGAAGAGCCGCAAGGAGUACUGCGACUCGAACUGCGAAAGCACCACAUCAUCCGUUCUAGGCCACAGCCUUGACUCGGGGGUCCCCCAGAGCUCCAGCCCCCUACCUUGUGACAGCAGCACUUGUGAAAACUGUGAUGGAAGCCUAACCAUCAGAGACAGAGGAUUCUUCAGCAGAGAAUCCUCUUGUGACCAGGAACACACAGAGCCCUGACGCAUGCACAAAGUGGCUGUUUCACAGACAAAUAUUCAGCCUAGUCCUGCACCAAAAUGAUGCUAAAUGAUUGAAAGUGCUUUUUAGUUCAGGACUAAGUGUAGUCUUUGUCCGGGAAGCCGCCCCAAAGACUCUGUUUGCUGCUGUUCCAGGUGCGCUUCUCAAACCUCUGAAGAUGAGGUGGAGUAGGAAGGCCUUUUUACCUGGUUCUCCGCUGGCAUUCUCUGUGUCCCCUAUCUGUCUUUUAAAAUGUUAUUUAAAAAAAAUGUUAUAAAUUUAAUAUGUUUUCUUAAAGGAUAUAUGUUAUUAUAUUGAUACACCUACUAUUGUGGACUGACUGGUGUUGCUAGUGAACAAGGCACUUGAACAAGUCUCUUCUCCAAAACAUAGCAUUGUCUUAAUGCAGUAUCUCAGUCUUAAACUCUAACUUGUGCCUCACAUGUUAAAAAAAAAAAAAGAAAAAAAAUGAUAUCACUUAACCUGCAAUGAUACUGGGAAAGAUUCUUAAAUUUUGAAUUAUACUUUGUUUAUUUUUUUAUUUGCACUAUUAAACUGUGUUCUAAGGAGUGUGUUGUAU
This is a messenger RNA of Salvelinus namaycush (lake trout), 1317 nucleotides long. Its product is annotated as sorting nexin-10A-like. The coding region runs from base 45 to 740 and encodes 231 amino acids. Gene Ontology annotation, molecular function: phosphatidylinositol binding. Gene Ontology annotation, biological process: intracellular protein transport. The record is from RefSeq and is a predicted model, not a curated record. The transcript is spliced from 7 exons. Lineage: Eukaryota; Metazoa; Chordata; Actinopteri; Salmoniformes; Salmonidae.